Hipposideros armiger (great roundleaf bat) is the source of this 711-nucleotide messenger RNA. It is a transcript of the gene IL2, whose product is annotated as interleukin 2. The transcript has 4 exons. Lineage: Eukaryota; Metazoa; Chordata; Mammalia; Chiroptera; Hipposideridae. Gene Ontology annotation, biological process: immune response. Gene Ontology annotation, molecular function: interleukin-2 receptor binding; growth factor activity. Gene Ontology annotation, cellular component: extracellular region. Bases 16 to 480 code for a protein of 154 amino acids. The record is from RefSeq and is a predicted model, not a curated record.
UCGGCUUCUGCCACGAUGUACAAGAUGCAUUUCUUGUCUUGCAUUGCACUAACUCUUGCACUCGUCGCAGACGGGGCACCUAUUUCAAGCUCUAGGAAGGAAACACAGCACCAGCUGGAUGGUUUACUGACGGAUUUACAGAAGCUUUUGAAGGGAGUUAAUAAUUACAAGGACCCCGAACGCUUCAUGAUGCUCACAUUUAAAUUUAACAUGCCCAAGAAGGUCACAGAACUUCAACAUCUGCAGUGCCUCGCAGAAGAACUCAGACCUCUGAAGGACGCGUUACUUUUAGUUCACAGCAAAAACUUUCCCUUCAGCGAGAUCAAGGACUCAAUGAACAAUAUCAAUGUAACAGUUCAGGUACUAAAGGGACCUGAAACAAGAGUCCCAUCUGAAUGUGAUGAUGAGACAGCAAACAUUGUAGAAUUUCUGAACCAAUGGAUUACCUUUUGUCAAAACAUCUUCUCAACACUGACUUAAGUGCCUCCCAUUUAAAAUUUAUCAGGCUUUCUAUUUAUUUAAAUAUUUAAAAAUUAUAUUUAUUUUUUGAUGUAUGGUUUGCUAUCUUUUGUAACUAUUAUUGUUCGUCUUUAGAUGACAAAUAUGGAUCUUUUAAGAUUCUUUUUGUAAGCCCUAGGGGCUCUAAAAAUGUACGUAAAUUAUUUAUCCCAAAGUAUUUAUUUUUAUAUUGAAUUGUUAAAUAUAUGUCUA